AGAGAUCAGAAUCAGCAGCACCCAGCUGUAUCUCCAUGAAGAGUGAUUGGUCUAUGGAUCGUCCUUUUACUUUUAAAGCUGGAGUCUCCUUACCUCUACACAGUGAUCUACAGAAAGCAGAAGACAGAAUAGCAAGGAGGAUCAUCACAGAUACAGGUGUUAGGUGUGAUAGAGUUGAAGUGAAAGGUUGUUCAGCUCUCGGCUCAGCAGUCAACUCCCAAACCUCCAAUCUGAGAGAACUGCAUCUGAUUGUGAAAACACUGGAUCUGUCCUACACUACACUAGGAGACUCAGGAGUAAAGACUCUCUCUGCUGUUCUAAGGAAUCCUUACAGUAAAGUGGAAAGUCUGAGGUUGUGUGGUUGUGGUGUCUCAGAUGAAGGCUGUGCUGCUCUGACUUCAGCUCUGAGAUCAAACCUCUUACAUCUGAGAGAACUGGAUCUGACCCUUAAUAAAGUAGGAGACUCAGGAGUGAAGUGUCUCUGUGCUGUACUGGAGAAUCCUGACUGUAAACUGGAGACACUGAGGUUGUAUAAUUGUGGUGUCUCAGAUGAAGGCUGUGCUGCUCUGACUUCAGCUCUGAGAUCAAACCCCUCACGCAUGAGAGAACUGGAUCUGUCCUUUAAUAAUGUAGGAGACUCAGGAGUGAAGAAUCUUUGUGCUGUACUGGAGAAUCCUCACUGUAAACUGGAGACACUGAAGUUGCGUGAUUGUGGUGUCUCAGAUGAAGGCUGUGCUGCUCUGACUUCAGCUCUGAGAUCAAACCCCUCACACCUGAGAGAACUUGAUCUGUCCUGGAAUAAAAUAGGAGACUCAGGAGUGAAGUGUCUCUGUGCUGUACUGGAGAAUCCUGACUGUAAACUGGAGACACUGAGGUUGCAGUUGUGUGGUGUUUCAGAUGAAGGCUGUGCUGCUCUGACUUCAGCUUUGAGAUCAAACCCCUCACACCUGAGAGAACUGGAUCUGUCUAUUAAUAAAAUAGGAGACUCAGGAAAGAAGCUGAUUUCUGCUCUUACAGAUGAUGAACAUUACAAACUACAGACACUGUCGUUAUAUAACUGUUCAAAAAAUUAAAAAAAACCAACAAUUUAAUGAAUUCACCAUUUCUGUUUAGUCCCAGUCAUAUAAGAUUAGCAGAUUAGAAGUUUUAUCACUGUGUUUUUUAUCCAAGAAUAAACUAAUGCUUUAAUGUUUUGUGUUUAGUAAAGUUGAUUUGAAAAUCAUGUGAAGUCAGAAGACAGGGAGUCAGUCAGAGUCUACAAAAUGUCACAAAUGAGUGCAUGAGAGUGAUUGUAAAUGAACAUCUCGUCUCCUUGUGACACCCUGCUAUCUCUGACUUCAUACUGCUGCUUUUGUUUGAACAAGAUGAUCUCUGCUUUUCCCUGUUUCUGGAAGCAAACUUCAUUCUCUUAAAACGUUUCUGCUACAAAUAUUGUAUUUAAGCCGCCACUUUCCUCACUCUGACACUUCUUCCAGCACCCGACCUCCACACCGUGUCU
Messenger RNA from Clarias gariepinus (North African catfish), 1498 nucleotides. RefSeq names its product ribonuclease inhibitor-like. Bases 36 to 1073 code for a protein of 345 amino acids. NCBI's taxonomy places the organism in Eukaryota, Metazoa, Chordata, Actinopteri, Siluriformes, Clariidae. Gene Ontology annotation, molecular function: protein binding. The record is from RefSeq and is a predicted model, not a curated record. The transcript has 7 exons.